GUUGCACGCCCUCAGACAUGGUGGACGCUGAUGGGGAGGAGGAGGUGCCUGCCGACCUCGCGGCUGUGGAGCCCGUGGCCGCCGCCCGCGGGCUCCCCGUGCAGGUGGGCCGUCUGUAUCGCUGCACGGCGUUCGACUCAGAGUCGCGGCCGCAGGGUGAGUACCUCAUCCAAGUUGUAGGCGCCUACCCGCCCGACGAGGAGGGCCAGUUCGCACGGGCCGAGCAGAUCUGCUGCAGCGACGGCUACUGGGCCUGGUGGAUGGCACAUCCCGUGGAGCGCGGAGGAGCAGGCCGACCUCUCGAUCACUUCUGUACGGAGGAGAUGCGCCUAGCCUCGCCGAGCGCCUCGCGCGGGACACUGAUUCACGUCUCGGAGUUUGAGGAGGUCGACGCAGCAGAGGCGUCGGAGUUCUAUCUGGAGUGCAAGGCGGUGGACUCUUGGGCUAAGUGGCCAGAGGAGUUCGGGCCUGAGCCUACUGGAGAGGCGGCGGCUCGCGAGUCGACGGAGGACGCCCUGGACGAGUUCGGCAUGCCGCUCGACAGUUGCGUGGUUCAGGACACAGCUGCCCCUGCCUCAGGCUCGCGCCCCAGGGCGGCGCCAGCGCGCGUCGGCAGCCGCCAGCCCGCUGCCCUGCAGGCUUCGCCGCUGGCGGGGGCAGGCGCCCGCCUGUCAGCCGUGGCGCCCCCUGCGCGCGAGGCUGGCGACCUUCGCGCUCGGCUCGAACGGCUUCGCGGGGCGCUGCAGCCAGCCCCUGGGGGGAAACAGCCGACGGAGAAGCUGCGCGAGGCGGUGGCUGGAGCAGCCCCUGCGCGCGGCGGAGCAAAGCGGCCGCUGGCGGAGGUCGCACAGGACAGGGCCGGCAAGAGGCGCGCGCCCGAGGUCCCAGCGGAGGCGGCUCCGAGCGCCGAGAGCGGUGGCGCUGGUGCAGGAGGCGAGGGGCCUCUUCUCCAGUUGUUGCUCGAGGCGGCGGCCAACAGGAGCGGCAAUGGUCAUUUUCGCCAGAUUGCCGCCAAGUUCCCAGGUCUUCUCUCGGAGCAGGCGCUGGCCAAGAUGAGUGAGUACGUCACCACGCAGGUUGGUGAGGAGGAGGGGGAGGAGUUCCCACCCAUCUUCCUGAAGUACUUCUUGAAUGUCUUCAUCCCUCAGAACACCAUCAAGUCGAUCGGGAUUGGGGUCUACCGCGAGAUGAGGACAGUUUGCGAGGCCGCCGAUGCCAUCCUCUCGGGCAAGACGGCCUACGCCUUGGACGCGCUGAGUCAACGGUUCAAGGCGCUUCAGCUCUUCGCUGUGGACAAGAGUUGGUCAGGUGCUCGCUGGCUGGAGCUCAUCCCGCCCUCGAACGAGCAACUUGCGCUCAGGACGGAGGAUGAGGAGAUCGCGCGCACAGUCGAGCUGGGCGAACUGCGCCUCGAGGAGCUGCUGUCCAAGCUCAAGCGGGGCCAGGGGUCAGGCCGGGAGAGGGAGCCGCCGAGGAGCAACUCCCCUCCUGUAGGCCACACUGGCGGGAGCCAAGGCAAGGCGGCACACCAGCUGCCUGCGCCUCGGACGCCUGCGGACCUCGUCAAGGAGGUCUCCUGGAAGGCCAUCAAGGAUGCCCACCCGAAGAGGCAGGGCGAGACGCGUGGAGCCCACGGCAUGCGCCUCAGGCAGCUCAUGCAGGAGGCUCGCGGGCGACAGGACCGACCCGCGAAGUAG
Molecule: messenger RNA, 1697 nt
Organism: Prorocentrum cordatum
Lineage: Eukaryota; Dinophyceae; Prorocentrales; Prorocentraceae
Source: the annotation of a GenBank genome assembly